UCGAACGACGCAGCAUGGGCGAUACGAAAAAGAACCGGGGACUGCAGAUCCUGUCACUACUUCUGAUCCUGCGACUCCGGGGAGCGAGCUCCGACCUCGCUGGCGAUUGGCUGGUGGAUUAUGGCCAGCAGGAGCUGAAAUUGCUGGAGGGCGAAAGUGAGCAGGUGCCACUGCAUAUAUACAAUGUGAUACCCAAGGACUCCGAGCUGGAUUACUAUUUCUUGGUCUACUCGGGCGAUGAGGGGCGCGCCUCCUCCCAGCUGAAGAUACCAAAGGAGGAUUUCGAUCUGGUGGGCAGCUGGCGGGGAUUGGUGGAUGUGACGGGCCUGCGAUUUGGCUACAGUUCGCUGGAGGUGGAACUUCACUCGGGUGCAGAGGUGGAACCCUAUGCUAAUCCCCUGCGCAUUGCAGUGCUGAGAUCUCGAGUGGUGGACGAAAGGGUGACCACCUAUGUGUCCGCCGCUUUGGCUCUGCUGAUGUUCCUCAAUCUGGGGACGGUGCUGGAUAUGCAACGGCUGGCGGGGAUUAUCUGCCGACCCGUUGGGCCCGUGGUGGGCGUGGCCAGUCGGUUUGUGCUAAUGCCCGCCCUGGGAUUCGGACUGGGGCGUGGCCUCUGGCCGGAUGCCUGGGCCAUGCAGCUGGCUCUCUUCUACACCGCCCUGGCGCCCAGCGGCGGACUGGCCAACGUGUGCGCCGUGUUCCUCAAGGGCAACAUCAAUCUGUCGGUGGCCACCACCACGAUCAAUUGCCUGCUGGCCCUGGCCUUCCUGCCCCUCUGGAUCCUGGUGCUGGGCAGGCUGCUCUACGAGGACGACGAGCUGGCCGUCCCGUUUGGCCAGCUCUCGGGCGGAGCGGCUGCCCUGGUGGCCUGCCUGGCCAUUGGCGUCCUGCUGCGACUGUGCGUCCCUAGGACCACGCGCUUCAUCUUCCGCUUCCUGAAGCCCCUGUCCGUCGUCCUCAGCCUGUGCCUCGUGGGGCUGACCGUGGGGCUCAACUGGUUCGUCUUCAUGGAGUUUACCUGGCAGGUUCUGGUGGCCGCCGUGUGCCUGCCCCUGGCCGGCUACCUGGCCACCUACCUGCUGUCCAAGCUCCUCUGCCGCUCGGCCACCGAUGCCCUGACCCUCUCGAUCGAGGCCAGUGUGCUGAACAUGACCAUGCCCAUUGUGCUGCUGCAAUCUAGUCAGCUGGAGCAGCCACAGCUGGAUCUCGUCCUGGUGGUGCCCAUUGCCUCCUCGCUGCUUUCCCUGGUCCUGGUGAUCCUUUUCUAUGGGGUGCGUCGCUGUUUGGGCUGGAACAAGCGGCAGGAUGCCGAUGGCUUUGACCACAAGGAGCUGAUUGCUGAGCACGAAGAGCACGAGGGUGAUAUCUACCAGCGACCUUAAGUCUCUAAGUUUCCAAGUUACAGGCUUUUAGUGUAUACAGUAAUCAAUGUUUUUCUUAGACUUUGACAUUUUUAUAGAAUAUAUAAAUAUUCGAUAUUUAUUGUGAAUUUGUAAGUGUAAUUGUUAAUACUUAUACUUAGAUACUAAUUUAGUUUAAAAAUUGAUAAAUAUUAUACAAAGUUUUAAAAGCGCG
This is a messenger RNA of Drosophila takahashii, 1575 nucleotides long. Its product is annotated as ileal sodium/bile acid cotransporter. The record is from RefSeq and is a predicted model, not a curated record. Lineage: Eukaryota; Metazoa; Arthropoda; Insecta; Diptera; Drosophilidae. Gene Ontology annotation, cellular component: membrane.